Agrilus planipennis (emerald ash borer) is the source of this 1068-nucleotide messenger RNA. Its product is annotated as intraflagellar transport protein 122 homolog. Gene Ontology annotation, molecular function: protein binding. The record is from RefSeq and is a predicted model, not a curated record. The annotation marks the transcript as partial. NCBI's taxonomy places the organism in Eukaryota, Metazoa, Arthropoda, Insecta, Coleoptera, Buprestidae. Gene Ontology annotation, cellular component: non-motile cilium; intraciliary transport particle A. Gene Ontology annotation, biological process: intraciliary retrograde transport; protein localization to cilium; non-motile cilium assembly. The transcript is spliced from 6 exons.
AGCAGAAGACAGUUCAAAAACAUAAGGUAUCUGCUAGGAUAAAUUCGUGUUCAUGGACAAACGAUGGGCAAUAUUUAGCCUUAGGUAUGGGUGCAGGAAUUGUAUCAAUUAGAAAUAAGGCUGGAGAAGAAAAAUGUCACAUAGAAAGACCUGAUGGUGCACCCAUUUGGGCUUUGUCAUGGAAUCCAAACAAAGAAGAUCCUUCAGAUACUUUGUGUGUUACUGACUGGAAUAAAACUCUCACCUUUUAUACUUUGGGGGGAAAGAUAAUUGGAAAAGAAAGAAACAUUGGGUUUGAUGCACUCAAAGUUAAUUACUUUUCAUCAGGACAAUAUAUACUUAUAUGUGGUACUAAUAAGUGUUGCAAUUUAUAUACAAAAGAUGGGAUUAAGCUUGGAAUGAUAGGAGACCAACAAAAUUCUUGGGUUUGGUGUAAUGCCUCACAUCCAUCAGGAGAUUAUAUUGUAAUGGGUUGUCAAGAUGGUACUCUGAUUUACUACCAGCUUGUGUUUAAUACUGUUCAUGGGCUAUUUAAAGAACGAUAUGCAUUUAGAGAAAGUAUGACCGAUGUAAUAAUACAACACUUGUUAACAGAGAAAAAGGUCAAAAUAAAAUGUAGAGAUCUCAUUAAGAAAAUCGCGAUAUAUAAAAAUAGAUUAGCGGUUCAGUUAUCAGAGCGAGUUGUUAUUUACGAAUUAUUUUCGGCGGAUGUCAACGGUUUACAUUAUCGAGUAAAAGAGAAAAUUACGCAAAAGUUGGACUGUAGUUUACUUGUAAUUUGUUCUGAACACUUAGUAGUGUGCAAGGAUAAGAAAUUGCAAAGUAUGUCCUUAACAGGAGUUAAGGAUAAAGAGUGGGAAUUCGAUAGUACAAUUCGUUACAUUAAAGUUGUAGGUGGGCCCCCUUCAAAAGAGGGACUCAUCGCGGGACUUAAAAAUGGACAAAUUUGGAAAAUUUAUUUGGACAAUUCUUUUCCUUUGUUAAUUUUAAGUGUGCACGCUGCGGUAAGAUGUUUAGAUAUGACUGAAAGUAAGGACAAGAUAUCUGUUGUAGACGAGACUGGACUUU